Messenger RNA from Orbilia oligospora ATCC 24927, 924 nucleotides. RefSeq lists its product as uncharacterized. The transcript has a single exon. Bases 1 to 924 code for a protein of 307 amino acids. The record is from RefSeq and is a predicted model, not a curated record. NCBI's taxonomy places the organism in Eukaryota, Fungi, Ascomycota, Orbiliomycetes, Orbiliales, Orbiliaceae.
AUGCGUCUCCCAGCUAUUAAUACUCACCCCGGCCCAGCAGCUUUGGGCCCAAGCAACCAAAAAGUCAACUUAUCCAAACGAAAGGGGCAAAGUCAGGUAAAUUGUCCCGGUUGCAAUAGGGGGUUCCCGCUUCCAGCGUCUUUGGUUAGCCACCUUGAAGCGGGCGGUUGCCCUAGCAUGAUAGACUUCUUAGACAUAAACUACACAUUCGCGACAUAUCUGAAGGCAGAGAAGCUUCUCCUUUCCGAUAACCGCAAGUCACUUGGGAGCCUUCUGAACUACCAGGAUAUUCAGGCCACAAGACCCUUUCAAUGUCCUGGGAAUGGCUGUGGGCUCACAUUUUCGGUUCUGAGUGGAUUGAUUCAGCAUUCAGAUUCCAGCAGAUGCAGUGCAAGCAUUGGGCGGCCGAUGAUCAUGCACCACUUGCGCACCAACGUUUACUAUCAAAGCAUUAUCCGCAAAAUGCAGAAAAUGGCUAUCAGGGGCCCGACGACAAUGUUCGUAAGGCCUCCUCCAUACCAAGUAAAUCAGAACUUUCUGCACCUACCAGAACGCUGGGGUCCAGCGUUUUCGAAGCUCAAAUCAGAUCUAUUCUCUGCAGUUACUAGGAUCUCAUGUGGCAACCCAGACAAACAAGGACGAAAUUUCAUGGUCUUCCAGGACCCGCAUAAUAUGGGAAAUAUUCUCGAAAGUAUCGAGAAUUCAGUUACGUGGCUUCGCGGGGAGCUAGGAAAGAUCGAACCCGCGCAAAAUGACAGGCACAGCAACGACCUGGGAAAAGUAUUGGUAUGCUUUGGGACGACGGAAGAAACCCAUAGCCUCUAUCGUUUCUUGAAUGAUGUUGAAAAAUUCAAGAAUGUCCUACGCAAGGAGCUCCAUGAGACCCCUCUUCCUCUAUAUUGUGGCGACUUUCAGGUCUCUUAA